This is a messenger RNA of Empidonax traillii (willow flycatcher), 1074 nucleotides long. It is a transcript of the gene RNF138, whose product is annotated as ring finger protein 138. The coding region runs from base 233 to 979 and encodes 248 amino acids. The record is from RefSeq and is a predicted model, not a curated record. The transcript has 7 exons. NCBI's taxonomy places the organism in Eukaryota, Metazoa, Chordata, Aves, Passeriformes, Tyrannidae.
AGAGGCGAGGGGCGGCUGGUAGAGCGCAGGCCGGGCUCGCUCCGUUCCGCUCCGCCGCCGCCGCCCGGCCGGGGUUCCACCCGGGAUCUCCCCCGGUGCCGGGUGCCCCCAGCGAUCCGCCCCUGGGCCCCCGGCGGCUCCCCCCGGGAGCAGAGCCGGGCUCUUCUCAGCCCGCCGGGGCGGGGCUUGUUCCUCGUCCCCGCUCCUGCCGGAGAGGCCCUGACGUGUUGCCAUGGCCGAGGGGGCCGCGGCGGCCCCGGCGUGCUUCAGCGAGGAUGAUUUUUACUGCCCGGUGUGCCAGGAGGUGUUCAAAACGCCCGUGAGGACCGCCAACUGCCAGCACGUAUUUUGCAGAAAGUGCUUCUUGACAGCUAUAAGAGAAAGUGGAACACAUUGUCCUCUCUGCCGGGGGAGCGUGACUAAAAAAGAAAGAACGUAUCCCAAAAGGGCUCUAGAUGUUGAAAACAGUAUGAAGAAAGCUUCUGGGGGCUGUAGAUGCUGUGAGAAGCAGGUUAGAUUUUCGUGGAUGAGACAGCAUUAUAAAACCUGUAAGAAGUAUCAGGAUGAAUAUGGUGUUUCUUCAAUUAUUCCAAACUUACAGAUUUCCCAAGAUUCAACAGGGAACAGUAGCAGGAGUGAUGCAAUAUCUGAUAAUGGCGAGACGGCUAAUAGUCAAAUACUUCAAGGAGAAACAAGUGGACACCCAACCUUCAAAUGCCCCCUGUGUCAGGAAGCCAAUUUUACCAGACAGCGCUUGCUGGAUCACUGUAAUAACAGACAUCUUUAUCAGAUGGUUCCUGUGAUCUGCCCUAUUUGUGUAUCUCUUCCUUGGGCAGAUACUAAUCAGGUUACUAGAAAUCUUGUUGGCCAUCUAAAUCUAAGACACCGGUUUGAUUAUGGAGAAUUUGUGAAUCUUCAGCUUGAUGAAGAAGCCCAGUACCAAAAUGCAGUUCAGGAAUCCUGUCAUGUGAACUUUUAAAGCAGAGCCCCUUCCAUCUUACUGAUUAUCUGCGAGAAAAAUUACUUCUGUUGGUGAUCUGAGUGUAUAUUAAUAAAAACGGUAUUCAGUAACUA